Messenger RNA from Trichomonas vaginalis G3, 189 nucleotides. RefSeq lists its product as uncharacterized. NCBI's taxonomy places the organism in Eukaryota, Parabasalia, Trichomonadida, Trichomonadidae. The transcript has a single exon. The record is from RefSeq and is a predicted model, not a curated record. The coding region runs from base 1 to 189 and encodes 62 amino acids.
AUGGACGCACAGAACUUAGCGAAUGCACAGCAACCUGGACAACCAAACCCAGAGAAUAUUCCAAAUGAAGUUAGAAUACAAACUGCAAUGGCAAACUAUGGUCAGGUGCCAACAGAUGUACAAAUGCAAACUGCCAUGUCAAAUGACGCUGCGUUAGGUUUGCCACCAUGGUAUGCAAAUAUGAGAUAG